AUGGCCACCACAUUGAGAGACAAGCAGAUAGCUAGCAUAAAGCGCAUACUGAACCUCAAUGCCCCCGUUACCGACAUCGACGCGCCAGAUGAGACCGCCACCGAGCCAGCACCCACAUCCACAGACGGCGCAAUAUGGAAGGUGCUGGUGUUCGACGACAUGGGAAGGGAUGUCAUCAGUUCCGUCUUGCGAGUGAACGACUUGCGGGCAGCUGGGGUCACAAUACAUCUGAACAUCAACACGACACGCCAUUUAAUCCCUGAUGUCCCCGUCAUCUACCUCGUCGAACCCACCGCGCAAAACCUGCUGACCAUCACCUCCGACCUCUCCCGUGGCCUAUAUAGCCCUGCCUACGUCAAUUUCCUCUCUAGCAUACCGCGGACCCUCUUAGAAGACUUUGGCGCGCAGACUGUGUCGUCGGGCACGGCGGAACACCUGGCUCAAGUCUACGAUCAAUAUCUCAACUUUGUCGUUUCCGAACCAGAUCUGUUCCACCUGAACAUGAAGGGAGCAUACCAUACACUCAACAGCGGGCAAACGCCAGACCAGGAGCUCGAUGUAGUCAUGGAUCGCAUAGUCUCGGGCCUCUUCUCCGUCGUCGUCACCAUGGGCGUCGUUCCCAUCAUACGGUGCCCCAAGGGAGGACCUGCAGAGCACAUCAGUGCGAAACUCGAUCGAAAACUCCGCGACCACAUCCUCAACUCAAAGACCAACCUUUUCUCCGAUCAGAAGUCAUCUACAGUCGCCUCACGGCCUGUGUUGGUCAUUGUCGACCGUAACGUAGACCUUGUUCCCAUGUUCAGCCAUUCAUGGAUUUACCAAAGCUUGGUAUAUGAUGUGCUCGACUUCAACCUGAACAAGAUCAGCAUGUCGGUUCCUCUUGAUAAAGAUCACCCAGAAAAGGGCGUCAAGAAACAAUCGUACGAUCUCACAGCCUCUGAUUACUUUUGGGCACGUAAUGCAUCCCUGCCCUUUCCCAACGUUGCAGACGACGUUACGACUGAGUGGAAUAAAUACCAAGAAGAUGCAGACAGCGUCACGAAGAAGACGGGGACAUCCUCGAUUGAAGAUCUGGACGGGCAAAGCAACCAGUUCGCGGCACAUCUAAAGGGCGCCAUGGCACUGUUGCCAGAGCUGCGAGAGAGAAAAGCGACCAUUGAGAUGCACAUGAACAUACUUGAGGCCGUCAUGGAAGGCAUCAAAAAUCGCAAAAUCGACUUCUAUUUCCAACUCGAAGAAGAGCUAUCUAAACAAACCAAAGCUCAGAUCCUAGAUCUACUCAAAGACCCCGACAAAGGCAGCGAUCCCUUGGACAAGCUGCGUCUCUUCCUGCAGUGGUACCUUACUACCGAACAAGACGUGUCCCGCAGCGACCUAGACAACUUCACUCAGGCCCUCGACGCAGCCGGAGCGGACACCACGGCCGUCAAAUACGUGAAAACGGUGCGCCAACUGACUCGCAUGACCAUGAUUUCUUCCGCCCCAGCACAACCCGCCCAAACCACCUCCCAGCUCUUCGGCGGCUUCUCCAGUCUCUCGUCGCGCGUCACAGACCGCUUCAAGGAAGCCGGGCUCGGCGCAAACUUUGAAGGCGUGCUCUCGGGCAUCAAAAACUUUCUCCCCACAAACACCGACCUCACCCUCACAAAGAUCACCGAAUCCCUCAUGGACCCGCAAAACGCGUCGUCGAGCGCAAUCAGCAAGACAGAAAGCUACCUCUACUUUGACCCGCGCUCCGCAAAUGCACGCGGUACCCUGCCGCCCGCGAGUGCGGCGCGCAAUCAACAGAGCAGCGUGGGCCGCGGCAUCGACGCCACAUUUGGCCAGCGACGCCAGGGCUUCAGCGAGGCUAUUGUGUUCACCGUUGGUGGUGGGUCCAUGGACGAGUAUGGGAAUUUGCAAGAGUGGGCAAAGCGUACGAGUGCUAGUCAGGGUGCAGGCACGGGGCAGAAGCGGAGAAUCGUGUAUGGGAGUACGGCUUUGUAUUCGGCGCGGGAGUUUGUGCAGAGGGAUUUGGCGCAGUUGGGGAAGGAGAGUACGUAG
Molecule: messenger RNA, 2043 nt
Organism: Plenodomus lingam JN3
Lineage: Eukaryota; Fungi; Ascomycota; Dothideomycetes; Pleosporales; Leptosphaeriaceae
Biological process (GO): endoplasmic reticulum to Golgi vesicle-mediated transport; intracellular protein transport
Cellular component (GO): Golgi membrane; cytosol
Molecular function (GO): syntaxin binding
Source: RefSeq, a predicted model, not a curated record